AUGGCUCAUAAUGACUCUUCCUUAAUGAGAAAGAUAAAUGAACAGGUGAUUGUUGUUCAGCUUUGUGUGUCACUUUUCCUUUGCAUUAACUGUGUACUUAUUGCGACUUUUUUCAUGAAGGAUUUCUUCUACACAACCAUGCGCUACAUCUUAUUUGCUACCACAUUACUGUCUGAUUGUCUGAUUUUAAUUGUGACAAAUCUCUUGCUCAUCCUGAGCUAUUUUGGUAUAUCUAUACAGAUUUGGAUGUGUCUCAUUAUAUUUAGUUUAUCAUCUCUGUACACUUUUGUCACACCACUAACUUUGACAACAAUGACGGUGGAGCGCUACAUGGCCAUUUGCGUGCCCCUCCGUCACGCAGAGCUGUGCUCCACGCGCAGUGCUCGGCUUUGUAUUGUCUUCAUUCACUUCCUCAGCUCUGUACCCUGCAUUGUUACUCUCUCCAUUGUCUUUACAUCUGUCACCCUCAGCUUUUACAAGCAAUACAAUGUCUGUGCUGUGCAGGUGUUCAUUUUACACAGUUGGCAGCACCAUCUCAGGUCAGCCGUACGUCAAUUUUACUUCUUGGUCAUGUUCAUUACUAUUUUAUUCUCUUAUGUUAAAAUAAUGAAAGUGGCCAAAGCUGCAUCGGGAGAGAAUAAAAAGUCAAUGUGGAAAGGGCUCAGAACAGUAAUUCUUCAUGCUUUCCAGCUGCUGCUCUGUCUCAUCCAGCUGUGGUGUCCAUUCAUAGAGGCUGCAGUGCUUGAAAUUGAUUUAAUGUUAUUUAUUAAUGUCAGGUACUUUAAUUAUAUAAUGUUUAGUCUUGUUCCAAGAUGUCUGAGUCCUCUUAUUUAUGGCCUCAGGGAUGACAAGUUUUAUCUUGCAUUGAAAAGCAAUGCUUUGUAUGUCUUUGGCAAGAAAAAUAGAUCUUUCAGGUGUCAAAUUAAACUAUAA
This is a messenger RNA of Chelmon rostratus (copperband butterflyfish), 933 nucleotides long. Its product is annotated as odorant receptor 131-2-like. Gene Ontology annotation, cellular component: membrane. Gene Ontology annotation, molecular function: G protein-coupled receptor activity. Lineage: Eukaryota; Metazoa; Chordata; Actinopteri; Chaetodontiformes; Chaetodontidae. The transcript has a single exon. Gene Ontology annotation, biological process: G protein-coupled receptor signaling pathway. The record is from RefSeq and is a predicted model, not a curated record. The coding region runs from base 1 to 933 and encodes 310 amino acids.